AUAAGUCUUCUCUCUUCCUCCCUCACUGUAACUUCCUCACAUUUUUAUUCAAAAAUAAAGACCUUUUUUUUUUUUUUUUUUUCUCUUGUUAUUGCUGUUGUCAGUGAUCUCUUCUUCCCAACAUCACAAUCAUUAAAAAAUCCUUUUCUUUUCUUCUCUUUGUAACUUCUGUGCCCGUGUUAGUAAACAACAGAACCCAGCAUCUCUUAUAAGCUCUCUCUCUUCUCAGAUCCAACUCGUUUCUCUAUCUCCCUACCUGUUUGGUGAGACUUGGUGUUAAUGGACUGGAGCUUCAGUAUGGAUCAAAAUUGGUACUGUAAAUGCUUUGCUGGGACUUUGGUUUAUAUCUUUAUGUUUAGACUGGUACGAUUCAAUAAGUAGCUAGGGGCCCUUUCAGUUCUGUGAGAAGUUAGCAGCUUUUGAUUAGAUUUUUAGAUUGUUUGGAUAAAACAAGAAAACAGUCUUUGUUCUUGUACAUACUUGAGCUUCUUGGCUUUUUUAUGGGAAAUUUCAAUCAACACUGAAGUAUAACAUUCGUGGAAAUAAACAAAAAUGGGUGGGCUUUGCUCGAGGAGAUCCACUGUAGAUAAUGCUCCCGGUGGAGGCUUUCCGCAUGUUAAUGGCCAUUUUAGUCGAGGUUCUCGAAUGGAUUUUCAGACCCGUGAACUGCCUGCGAAUAUAAACACCAAUUCAGCUCCCCCUCUCACUGAGGACAAUGCAGAUAAUGCAAACAAGGAUUCAAGGGAACCGUUUUCAUUUCCAGAGAUCAGUGCAGUUCCAUAUGGUGCGAAUCCAGAUGAUAUCAAUGAUGGAAUUCCUAGUUUGUCAAGGGCACCAUCAAAUAAAUCUAGAUCAACCAAGUCUAAGCAGGUUGCUGUUGCAAAGGUUUCUGAGGUUAGCUCUCUUUUAGGUAGAGCUGGUACUGCUGGGCUUGGAAAGGCAGUGGAAGUUCUGGACACCCUGGGUAGUAGCAUGACAAAUUUGAAUCUCAGCAGUGGCUUUACCUCAGGGGUAACAACAAAAGGAAAUAAAAUAUCAAUUCUAGCUUUUGAAGUUGCAAAUACAAUUGUUAAAGGUGCCAAUCUGAUGCAAUCGCUCUCCGAGGAGAACAUUAGACAUCUAAAAGAGGUGGUCCUUCCAUCAGAAGGAGUGCAAAAUCUAAUAUCAAGAGAUAUGGAUGAACUGCUGAGAAUUGCAGCUGUUGAUAAGAGGGAAGAGUUAAAGGUUUUUUCUGGAGAGGUGGUACGAUUUGGCAAUCGUUGUAAAGAUCCUCAGUGGCACAAUUUGGAUCGUUAUUUUGAAAAGUUGGGUUCAGAACUUAUUCCUGAAAAGCAAUUGAAGGAAGAAGCAGAGACAAUAAUGCAACAAUUGAUGACUUUGGUUCAGUAUACAGCUGAAUUAUAUCACGAAUUGCAUGCCUUGGACAGAUUUGAACAAGAUUAUCGACGUAAGCUUCAGGAAGAGGAUAAUUCAAAUGCUGCUCAAAGAGGAGACAGCCUUGCAAUAUUGAGAGCUGAGUUAAAGAGUCAAAAGAAGCAUGUGAGAAGUUUGAAGAAAAAAUCUCUUUGGUCUAAGAUUUUGGAAGAGAUCAUGGAGAAGCUAGUAGACAUUGUUCAUCAUUUUCACUUGGAGAUUCAUGAAGCCUUUGGCAGUGCUGAUGGUGAUAAACCUGUUAAAGUUUCUGUCAGCGGUCAUACAAAGCUGGGGCCUGCUGGUCUUGCAUUGCAUUAUGCAAAUAUCAUUACUCAAAUUGAUACUCUUGUGUCUCGAUCAAGUUCUUUUCCCCCUAAUACAAGGGAUUCAUUAUACCAGGGGCUGCCACCCACUAUAAAGUCUGCUCUGCGGUCCAGACUGCAGUCCUUUCAGAUAAAGGAAGAGCUAACUGUCUCACAGAUCAAAGCUGAAAUGGAGAAAACAUUGCAGUGGCUUGUUCCCUUUGCCAAUAACACAACCAAAGCUCAUCAUGGAUUUGGCUGGGUUGGAGAAUGGGCAAACACCGGGUCUGAGGUGAACCGUAAACCUGCUGGCCAGACUGACUUGCUCAGGAUUGAAACACUACACCAUGCAGACAAGGAGAAAACUGAAGUUUUUAUUUUCGAUCUGGUACUGUGGCUUCACCAUCUUGUUGCCCAAGCGAGGGCUUGUAAUGGUGGAAUCAGAUCUCCUGUUAAGUCUCCAAUCAGAUCCCCUAACCAGAAGACAAUUCAACUAUCAACGCAGAAGCCCUCAUCACCAGUGUUGACCAUCGAAGAUCAAGAGAUGCUUCGGGAUGUGAGUAAGAGGAAAAAAACACCUGGAAUAAGUAAGAGCCAGGAAUUUGACACUGCAAAAACUAGGUUAAGCAAGCACCAUAGGUUGAGUAAAAGCAAUAGCCACUCUCCCACAACUGAAAAUAAGAAAGAUCCCUUCCCUAUUCGGAGGCUGUCUUCAGUUCCUUUCAUUAACUUUGAUAUCGACCGGAUCAAGGCAUUGGAUGUCAUUGAUCGAGUGGACACGCUUCGAAGUUUGUAAAAAGAGAUUCCUAGGCAAAGAGACCUUUUGCUUGUGUAAAGAGUCCCAUCUGCCGCAUUUUUCCAUGUAGGGUGCGGAAUCAGUUUGCGAUUGGCGAUAUUUCCAGUGAGUUGCUAAGCAGAUGCUGAGUGAUACAAGCUGUUAUUUUUUUGUAUGUGAAAAGCCUAGAGGGUGAUUAAGUGUAUUAUUUAGGGGGAAUGCAACUGCUUUAGUGUUAAACUGCUUUCAAGGCUAUAGGUUUCUCUUUAGUUUUAUAUGUAUAGAAUGUUAACAUUUCACAACAAGUAAAAGUUUCAGCUCCUUUUUUGUUUUUCUAUUCCCUACA
This is a messenger RNA of Durio zibethinus, 2836 nucleotides long. Its product is annotated as protein PSK SIMULATOR 1-like. Lineage: Eukaryota; Viridiplantae; Streptophyta; Magnoliopsida; Malvales; Malvaceae. Gene Ontology annotation, biological process: positive regulation of growth. The record is from RefSeq and is a predicted model, not a curated record.